AUAAUCGAGCAAAAUGACGAACUAUUUCGAGAUUUUAUGCGGCAUGGCAGCACUGCUUCUUGCUCUCUACUACUAUGCCACAUUGACUUUCAAUUUCUGGAAAAAUCGCGGAGUAGUUGGACCACAACCUCUACCAUUCCUUGGUAACACCAAUGAACUUAUGUUCGCGAGGAAAUCAAUGCCUCACUAUCUCAAGGAAAUUUACAAUACCUAUAAAAAUGAACCAAUGGUUGGUUUGUACAUGAGAAGAUCGCCUCUGCUUGUUGUGCAAGAUGCAGAAUUUAUCAAGGACAUUUUAAUCAGAGACUUCCCCAAAUUUGCGGAUCGAGGAUUCCAUGUUUAUGAAAGGACGGAACCGCUAUCUCAAAGUAUCUUCAACUUGGAAUCUGAGAGAUGGCGACCAUUGAGAACUAUGUUCUCGCCGAUAUUCACAUCCGGCAAGUUGCGAGAAAUGUUUUACCUUAUAAUCGAGUGCUCGCAGCACUUGGAGAAGUAUUUGGACAAGUGUGUGGAGAAAGGAGAGCCCAUCGAAUGUUGCGAAGUAAUGGCAAAAUUCACCACUGACGUAAUUGGCACUUGCGCCUUUGGUAUCGAGAUGAGCGCAAUGGCGAACGAAGACAGCGAAUUCCGUAAAAUGGGCAGGGAGGUAUUCGCUGUGAAUCUGGAAAACGUCAUACGACAAAAGAUGAAAUUAUUCAUGCCAAAGUUGUACCAUUUGCUCGGUUAUGUAAUACCCGAUCGAAAGUUAGCACCAUUCUUUACAAAAAUUGUGACUGACACUAUAAAGUACAGGAAGGAGAACAACAUCGUUAGGCCAGACUUCAUAAACAUGCUGAUGGAGGUAAAGAAACAUCCGGAGAAGUUUGGAAACAUCGAACUGACAGAUUCGCUACUCACCGCGCAGGCAUUCAUAUUCUUCGCAGCCGGUUUUGAAACUUCCUCUAUGACUAUGAGCAACGCUCUUUACGAAUUAGCUUUGAAUCAAGACAUACAAGACAAGCUUCGCGAGGAAAUCAGAGAGCAUUGUUGCAAGAGUAAUGAAGGGUUAAGAUUCGAAGAUAUCAAAGGAAUGCAAUAUUUAGAGAAAAUAUUCAAAGAAACGUUGAGAAUGUAUCCGCCAGGAGCAUUCAUACCGCGAAGAACGAAAUCGAGCUACACUUUUAACAAUACUAAAGUUACGAUACCACAGGGAACACUGAUAUGGAUACCAGUGUUUGCGAUUCAUCGUGACCUGGAUAUUUAUCCGAACCCUGAUUCAUUUGAUCCCGAAAAGUUCAACGAAGAAGCCGUGGCUGCCCGACACCCCAUGCAUUAUUUACCAUUUGGCGAUGGUCCAAGGAAUUGCAUUGGUGCACGUUUCGCAAAUUAUGUAACCAAAGUUGGACUAAUUACGAUUCUUCGUAACUACAAGGUUGAAGUCUGCGAUAAGACGAUAAUUCCCUACGAAUUUGAGCCAGGUGCAUUUGUGUCAGCACCAAAAGGAGGAAUAUACCUGAAGAUAACGAAAAUACGAAGCGAACGGCACAUCGACAUGGCUGACUAUUUUCAAAUACUAAGUGUGAUCGUCGCAGUUUUUCUUGCUGUGUAUUAUUACUUAACAUGUACGUUCGAUUUUUGGAAAGAUCGUGGCGUUGUUGGUCCUCGACCUAUACCAGGUUUUGGAAAUAUCAAAGAUGUUAUGCUGAGAAAAAUCAGUAUAGGUGACUAUAUAGCACGCCUGUACGAGAAAUACAAAAACGAACCAAUGAUUGGGAUAUUCGUGAGAGGAUCGCCUUCGCUUAUUCUGUGCGAUUUAGAUCUCAUCAAGGACGUUUUAAUCAAAGACUUCUCUACGUUCGACAAUCGAGGACUGAAUGUUCCUGAACGGACUGAUGCAUUGGCUACGAAUCUCUUUAACGUAGAAGCGAGAAGAUGGAGACCUUUGCGAACGAAACUCUCGCCAGUAUUUACUUCCGGUAAACUAAGGGAAAUGUUUCCUCUGAUAUUAGAGUGUGCGGAAAAUUUGGAACAAUGCUUGGAGAAGGUUAUAGAAAAAGGAGGCUUCAUGGAUUGCCGCGAAAUAACAGCGAGAUUCUCUACUGACGUUAUUGGAAGCUGUGUUUUUGGUAUCAACAUGAACGCACUGUCAGACGAAGAGAGUGAAUUUCGAAGAAUAGGAAGAAAAAUCUUUGAUCAAAAUUUGAAAACGAUCCUCAGGAUAACCUUUCGAGAUACUUUUCCACGGUUGUAUAACUUUCUUUGGUUCUUGAUACCACAAUCGGAAGUAACUACAUUUAUUACAAAACUGGUCGCGGAUACGAUGAAAUAUAGAGAAGAAAAUAACAUCGUUAGGCCGGAUUUUAUAAACAUGCUGAUGGAACUGAAGAAGCACCCGGAAAAAUUAGCAGAUAUUGAGUUAACGGACACAAUUCUCGCUGCGCAAGCUUUUGUCUUCUUCGCGGCUGGAUUCGAAACGUCUUCGACGACAAUAUCGCACGCACUUUACGAAAUGGCCCUGAACCCUGAUAUACAAGAUAAACUUCGGAGAGAAAUAAUAGAAUUCCAUGUCAAAACUAAUGGAAACUUGAAAUACGAACAAGUCAAAGAAAUGAAGUACUUGGACAAAAUAUUCAAGGAAACGCUUAGAAAGUAUUCAGCAGGAACGCUUCUAAGGCGACAAAGCAACGCUAAUUAUACCUUUAGUGGUACAAAGGUAACGAUUCCUAAGGGUACCGGAGUAUUUAUUCCCGUGUAUGCGAUUCAAAGGGAUUCCAAUAUCUAUCCGGAUCCUGAGAAAUUCGAUCCAGAAAGAUUUAACGAAGACGCAGUAGCUGCCAGACAUCCGAUGUCCUAUCUACCGUUUGGCGAUGGACCAAGAAAUUGCAUUGGAGCACGUUUUGCGAUUUAUCAAACUAAAAUGGGACUGAUAAAAAUAUUACACAAGUUCAAAGUUGAUGUUUGCGAAAAGACAAUAACUACUUAUGUACAUAACCCGAAUUCCCUUACAUUGUCUCCCAAGGGUGGAAUUCACUUGAAAAUAAGCAAAGUAGAAAGUUGAAUUUAUUACUUGAACGGUAGCCAUUCAUAGAUUUCAACUUCAAACAUAACGUAACAUAUUUUUUAUUUGUUGCUCCAAGAUUUUGUAUUUUGCACUUUUUGACUAUCCUAUAAUAAAAGAAAAUUAUAAAAGCGUA
Molecule: messenger RNA, 3173 nt
Organism: Bombus impatiens (common eastern bumble bee)
Lineage: Eukaryota; Metazoa; Arthropoda; Insecta; Hymenoptera; Apidae
Exons: 10
Coding region: 14-3037 (1007 amino acids)
Molecular function (GO): monooxygenase activity; heme binding; iron ion binding
Source: RefSeq, a predicted model, not a curated record